AUGGCCGCAGGCGGCCGGGCGCCAGAGCCGCGGAUCCUCCUGUGCCUCGGGGCGCUCCUGGCCCGCUGGGUCGCGGCAGAAUUGGAGGCAGUCGUCAUCGGAGAAGCCCAUGAGGACAUUACUCUGCAGUGUGGCAACGUCUCGGGGUCCAGGGGCCUGGUGACUUGGUACCGGAGUGAGCUGGAGCCUGUUCUCCUCGUGUCCUCAGACUCUCGCCUGCAGCCCGCCAGCCCACGCUUCUCUCUGCGGAACGGCAGCUCCCUGCACAUCGAGAGCCUGAGCCUGCAGGAGGAAGGCAACUACACCUGCCAGGAGGUCCUUAACGAGACUCGCUGGUUCCGAGUGUGCCUGCAGGUGGCCAGUGGCCCCUAUCAGAUUGAACUCAACAUCUCUGCCACCGGCAAGCUCCCCAAUGGCACUGUCUAUGCGGCCAGGGGCACCCAAGUAGACUUUAGCUGCAGCAGCAGUGCCUGGCCUUCACCCAUGGUUGAGUGGUGGUUCCAGGCCCCGGAUUACAAGAUGGAGUCCUUUGGAAACAACCUGACAGCCAGCUGCUUCGCACUGUUACAGAUAUCACAGAACCUCCAAGGGAACUACUCCUGCUCGGCCACAAACACGCUCAGCGGGAGACAUCACCAAGUGACCACCGAGCUCCUGGUCUACUACGCCCCUCCAUCCGUCCCUCAGUGCUGGGCAGAGAUGUCAUCAGAAUUGGUCAUGCUGCAGCUCACCUGUCGCUGGGAUGGGGGAUACCCAGACCCAAACUUCCUGUGGACAGAAGAGCCAGGAGGUGUGAUCGUGGGGAAGUCCAAUCUGGGGGUAGAAAUGCUGAACCGGUCCCAGUUGUCGGAUGGCAAGAAGUUCAAGUGUGCUGGGAGCCACGUCGUGGGGUUGGAGUCGGGAGCCAGCUGCAUGGUUCAGAUCAGGAGACCCUCCCUUCUCUCUAAUCCCAUGAAGACUUGCUUUGUUGGGGGCAACGUGUCACUCACCUGCCAAGUGUCUGGGGCCUACCCCCCUGCCAAGGUCCUGUGGUUGAGGAACCUCACCAAGCCUGAGGUAGUCAUCCAGCCCAGCGAACACUAUCUUAUCAGCCAGCACGACCAGAGCUCCACCCUCACCAUCCGCAAUUGCUCCCGGCACCUGGAUGAUGGUUACUAUGUUUGCAGGGCUGAGAACCCUGUUGGCGUGAGGGAGGUGGAGAUCUGGCUCAGUGUGAAAGAACCUUUAAAUAGUGGAGGAAUUGUGGGAACCAUUGUGAGCCUCCUUCUGAUAGGACUGGCCAUAAUCUCAGGACUUAUAUUGUAUUACAGCCCUGUGUUCUGCUGGAAAGUAGGACGCACUUUCAGGGGGCAAGACAUGGGUGAUGUGAUGGUUUUGGUGGAUUCAGAAGAGGAGGAAGAAGAGGAGGAAGAGGAAGAUGCUGCAGAAGAAGAGGAGGAAGAAAGUGAGAGGGAGGAGUUGCCAAAAGAAAUAGGCAAGCAUGGCCACAUCCAUCAAGUGACUGCGCUGGUGAACGGGAACGUAGAACAGAUGGGAAAUGGGCUCCAGGCUCUGCAAGAUGACAGCAGUGAGCUGCAAAGUGACAUUGUUCAAGAAGACAAUGGGCCAGUUUGA
Orycteropus afer afer is the source of this 1614-nucleotide messenger RNA. It is a transcript of the gene VSIG10, whose product is annotated as V-set and immunoglobulin domain containing 10. Gene Ontology annotation, cellular component: cell-cell junction. Gene Ontology annotation, molecular function: cell adhesion molecule binding. The record is from RefSeq and is a predicted model, not a curated record. The transcript has 9 exons. Bases 1 to 1614 code for a protein of 537 amino acids. NCBI's taxonomy places the organism in Eukaryota, Metazoa, Chordata, Mammalia, Tubulidentata, Orycteropodidae. Gene Ontology annotation, biological process: cell-cell adhesion.